This is a messenger RNA of Camellia sinensis, 1316 nucleotides long. The record is from RefSeq and is a predicted model, not a curated record. NCBI's taxonomy places the organism in Eukaryota, Viridiplantae, Streptophyta, Magnoliopsida, Ericales, Theaceae.
UAAAUUUUCCUUUUCUUUUUGGUGUAUUGGGGUUCAUUUUCUGGGGAACCAACCAGAAAAUCCUAUCUGCAGAGAUAUGAACUUGCCGCUUCACUCCGGCGCCUUCCACCUCCGGCACGAAUUUCCUGCGAAUGGAACCCUAGUCUUGGCCAAGUUGAAAGAGCCAGACGCUGUACGACGUCGUCGAGCGCUGAGAAGAGUGGAUAGAGAGCUUUCUAAGGGAAACCACAAGGCAGCUCUCACUUUGGUCAAGCAAUUGCAGGGUAAGCCUGGAGGCCUCCGUGGCUUUGGUUCUGCCAAACAGGUUCAUCGAAGAAUCUCAUCUUUGGAUGAAUUAAAGCUCAGUGGAAUAGACAUAUCAUAUCUUCAAUCUUUAGUUGAUUCAAUUCUGAAUUCCAUCGAGCGCAGUAUUGAAUUUCAAUUAUCGGAACAGGUCUCCGUAUUAGAACUGAAGAAUAUGAUGCACAGUGGAAGCUAUGAGUCUCUCUGUGAAGAUCAUCUAAUGUGUAUGCAACACGAAGCUGGUCAUUUUUUAGUUGGCUACUUGCUUGGAGUGCUACCAAAAGGAUAUAAAGUGUCUAACAUGGAAGCUUUGAGACAAGAAAAAUUUGCACGAGGAAGGGUAGAAUUUUUGGGAUUUGAAUUUCUCAGAGACGAUCAGUUUUGUCUGGAAUGUAAAGGAUUUCUUGGGGCUGGUGCAAAGGUUAUGAUUGAUACUACAAAAAUAUUACAGAACUUCUCCAAGGGAAAAUUAUUUGAUGGAGCCAAUAGAGGCAAGAUUUCAUCCACGACUUUGAAUAAGUUUUUAUGCGUAAUCUUAGGAGGCUUAGCAGCAGAGCAACUGGUGUUUGGAUACUCUGAAGGACUUCAUUCUGAUGUGGAAAAGUUGAAUAGAGUGCUUAAAUGGUUGGGUUUCACAAAGAGUGAAGCUGAUUCUCAAGUAAAAUGGGCUGCUGUAAAUACUCUCUUAAUAUUAGUUCGUCAUCAAGAAGCUCGAUCCAGAGUAGCAGAAGCCAUGGCUUUGGGAAAGUCCGUUGGCUCUUGCAUUGAUAUAAUAGAGAACACAUUAAUUGGCAAAGAAAUAUAGAUAUAUUAUUACCUUUUGUUUCUGCCAAAACUAUCUUCAACGCUUUGUCUCGAAUCUUGUAGUUAGACAGAUCAAAAAAAAAUCUUUCAAAGCUUUCUAGUCAGAGUUGAAAACUUGCUCCAAAUUGUGCAAAUUUUAUGAGAAGUCAAUAAGCCUAACAGAUUAUUAAUUUGAACUCCAAACCUGUUAUUAAUUUGAACUCCAAGCCAAAUUAUAAAUUUUAUGAGAA